AUGCGGUACUUUGCCGUAGUGGGUGGGAGUGGUGGUGAGAACACUAUGGAGUCUCGUGUAUUGGCCUCGAAUCCUAUCAUGGAAGCCUUUGGUAACGCAAAGACCACGAGAAAUAAUAACAGUUCCCGCUUCGGAAAGUACAUAGCCAUCCAGUUCGAGAAGAAACAUCACUCCAUCACCGGUGCCCUGGUAUACACCUAUUUACUGGAGAAAUCGCGAGUGGUUUUCCAGGCCGAGGAAGAGCGUUCGUAUCAUAUCUUCUACCAGCUGUGCGCAGCCUUCUAUGAAACAAAUGACCCUGAAUUGGAAGGAAUGGGAUUAAAACACUGCAUGGAGUUCAACUACAUCAACCAGGGAGACGCCCCUCUAGUAGACCGUAUGGACGAUGCAGAGGAGUUCCGAGAAACCAAUAAGUCGCUGACUAUCUGUGGGGUAGACGAUGAAAAACGUAUUUCUCUGUGGAAAUUGGUUGCCGCGAUCCUGCACAUUGGAAAUAUCACGAUCGGCAAAUCCAAAGGCGACGAAGCUCAGCUAAAGGAUGACGACCCAGCUCUUGUUCAGGCCUCCGAGCUCAUGGGCAUCGAAGCCAAAGACCUGACCAAGUGGCUGACCAAGGCUCUGAUUGUCGCCGGAAAGGACACGCUGCAGAAGAACAUGAGUAGUGGGCAAGCAUUGGCGGCACGAGACGCUUUUGCGAAGUGGAUCUACGCGUCUGUGUUCGACUGGCUGGUGACACAGGUCAACAAGUCACUUGAGGUGGGUGCUG
This is a messenger RNA of Sphaeroforma arctica JP610, 766 nucleotides long. RefSeq lists its product as hypothetical. Gene Ontology annotation, cellular component: myosin complex; cytoplasm; vesicle. The annotation marks the transcript as partial. The record is from RefSeq and is a predicted model, not a curated record. Gene Ontology annotation, biological process: vesicle transport along actin filament; actin filament organization. Lineage: Eukaryota; Ichthyosporea; Ichthyophonida. The transcript is spliced from 4 exons. Gene Ontology annotation, molecular function: microfilament motor activity; ATP binding; actin filament binding.